AUGCGUGGCAUUGUGAGAUACAAUGGCGCUCCGACUGGCAGCCUAACGACUUUUGCCUGGGAUGCAAACUCGAAGGAUGCCUGUGUCAAUGUUGACUACUCCCUCCUCAAGCCACACUUCAAGCACUCUAUUUUCUCUCCUGAGCUUCAGAACCCCGACCUGGCCGUCAGCAUCGCCAAGGACUCUUCAAACCUGUUCAAGUGGGAUAUCGGUCUCAGCAGCAUGCAUGUAAUCUGGGACAAACCAUCUCUCCUUCAGAUCGCUGAGGGUAACGCGACUUGGGAGAGUGCGGAGAACGUCUACUUACUGCCUGACGCAAACAAGUGGGUCUACUGGGUCAUUGAUACAAAGCUGCCGGUCCCGUACCCCAUCCAUUUGCAUGGCCACGACUUCUAUUUUUUGGCUCAAGCAGCAAGCGCGACAUACGACUCGAGUGUGGAGCUGAACCUUAACAACCCGCCGAGACGUGAUGUAGCUACUCUGCUGGCGAGUGGGUAUCUGGUUAUUGCAUUCUACACCGAUAACCCGGGUACAUGGCUGCACGUAGCUGAAGGUCUUGCUCUACAGUUUGUGGAGCGAGAGGGUGAGAUUUGUGCACUGUUUGAUACUGCGGCGCUUGAGUCGACUUGCAAAUUGUGGGAGGAUUUCAACGUGGAGAAGUUCCACAUUGAGCAGGACGACUCUGGUGUAUAG
This is a messenger RNA of Ascochyta rabiei, 693 nucleotides long. RefSeq lists its product as uncharacterized. The coding region runs from base 1 to 693 and encodes 230 amino acids. Gene Ontology annotation, molecular function: oxidoreductase activity; copper ion binding. The transcript has 2 exons. The record is from RefSeq and is a predicted model, not a curated record. Lineage: Eukaryota; Fungi; Ascomycota; Dothideomycetes; Pleosporales; Didymellaceae.